Molecule: messenger RNA, 1442 nt
Organism: Vigna radiata var. radiata (mung bean)
Lineage: Eukaryota; Viridiplantae; Streptophyta; Magnoliopsida; Fabales; Fabaceae
Product: S-type anion channel SLAH4
Exons: 2
Coding region: 65-1186 (373 amino acids)
Biological process (GO): intracellular monoatomic ion homeostasis; transmembrane transport
Cellular component (GO): membrane
Molecular function (GO): voltage-gated monoatomic anion channel activity
Source: RefSeq, a predicted model, not a curated record
AUUGAUGAGAGUUUAUUUGUGAUCCUUGCACUAUAUAAUCCCUGGACCUGGAAGUGAGUGAGACAUGUUACAUUCCAAAAUCAGUGACAGCAACAUGAAGGCAGCAGUUGAUGUAAUCGAAGGUGAUUCCAUGAACAAUACAAACCCAACAGAGAUCACCAAGCCAUCAUCACAUUCACGGUUGCCAAUCUUGACCAAGAUCCAUGUUGGUUACUUUUUUAUAUGCCUUUCUUUUGGUGCACAGGCUUUGCUGUGGAAGAGUUUGAGUAAACACAACCAGGACUCAAACUCUCUUUGGCACGGAUUCAAUUUCAUGCCUUCCUUUGCAUUUCUACUACUUUGGUGCGUUGCACUGUUCGUUGCCACUACUUUAUCUUUACUUUACGUCCUCAAGUGCAUCUUUCACUUUGAUGUGGUGAAAGAGGAGUUCUCACACUAUAUUGGAGUCAACUGCAUGUACGCUCCUUGGAUUUCUUGGCUUCUCAUGCUUCAAUCAGCACCCAUGAUUCUUCAUACAAACUGUUAUUACAGAGCUCUUUGCCUGGCUUUUUCCUUUGUGAUAUUGUUCAUUGAUAUUAAACUUUAUGGACAAUGGUUCACAACUAAAAGGAGGUUUCUGUCGAUUGUGGCAAACCCUACUAGCCAGGUUUCGGUUAUAGGGAACUUGGUGUCUGCUCGAGUUAUUGCAGAAAUCGGUUGGAAAGAGAUUGCAGUUGUAAUGUUCUCCAUUGGAUCGGUAUUCUAUUUGGUUAUAUUCAUAACUCUAUAUCAGCGUCAGAAAAAUGGAAACCAGUUUCCCACAGUGCUAAGGCCGGCUUACUUCUUGUUUUUUGCUGCACCAAGCAUGGCAAGUUUAACCUGGAAAUCCAUCCUAGGUGAUUUUGUCACCCCAUCAAAGAUGCUCCUCUUUCUGUCCUUAUUCCUUUUUAUGUCGCAGGCUUGCAGACCAGCCAUGUUCAAGAAAUCGAUGAAGAGGUUGAACGUUACAUGGUGGCUGUACUCAUUCCCUUUAACCUUCCUUGGUCUAGCUUGUGGGGAAUAUGCUGAAGAUGUGAAAAGUGGCAUGGCCCCUUGGUUAAUGCUGGUUAUAUGCAUGCUCUCCGUCCUGGUUUUCAUUGCUUUGAUGAUCGUCACUGUACUCAGAAUUGAGAUGCUACUCAACAAAAAUGCUCCCUUUAUAAGUUGAAAGGUUGAAAAUAGCCACUGCUCUCUCUCUUGUUUGCUUAAAAAUAAAGAAUUUGUGCAAAAGGAAAAAAAAAAACAUAUCAAUAAAAUUCAAAGUUGUCUGAUAUAAUACAAAGAAAAGUAAGAAAAAAAAAGAAUUCUCUAGAGACAUAAUAUGUCCGUGAUUUAACCAAAAAUUAUAAUUAUAAUUUUUGGAAUAGGUUGUACUUUAUACUAUGUAUUUAUUUUCAAAUUGAUGUUUUUAAUAAAAAUGUUUG